AUGCCCUUCACAACCUUUGACCUCAAAGAGAAGUACAGAUAUCAGAAUGGCUUCAACUGCCACCUAGAAUCUGAGGCUGUUGAGGGCGCGUUGCCUAUCGGGCAUAAUUCUCCCCAGAAGCCGCCGUAUGGACUCUACGCCGAGAAGCUCUCCGGGACAGCCUUUACAGCCCCGCGACAUGAGAACAAGCAGACUUGGCUAUACCGCGUUCUUCCAUCUUGUGCGCACCCUCCGUACCAAGCUAAUACAGAGCCUACGAGCAAUGUCAACAAAACUCUUGACGGCGCCGAGGAUGGAAAGCUGCACUAUAUCCCUAACCAGCUCCGUUGGGACCCUUUCGAUCAUGAUGAGGCUAAGGAUAUGGAUUUUGUCUCCGGCUUAAGAUUGGUCGCUGGUGCUGGUGAUCCUACUCUGAAGGAGGGAUUGGGUAUGUAUAUCUACGCUGCUGGGAAGAGCAUGAAUGAGAAAUCAGCGUUCUACUCCGCCGACGGUGAUCUUCUCAUCGUUGCCCAGGAGGGCGCUCUUGAUAUCCGCACGGAAUUUGGAUGGCUACUCAUUCGACCCAUGGAGAUCGCUGUCAUCCCUCGAGGCGUCAAGUACCAGGUCCAUCUUCCCUCCGGCCCUGCUCGUGGCUACGCUCUCGAACUGUACCAAGGUCAUUUCAACCUCCCAGAGCUAGGCCCCAUUGGUUCCAACGGUCUGGCCAACGCUCGCGACUUCCAAUCUCCUGUUGCAUGCUUCAGUGAGGACUUUGGAGCUACUGCCUCCGAAGGCUCGAGCAAGUAUACUGUCUCUGUCAAGUUCAACAACAACCUCUUCAAGACAGUCCAGGCGCAUACGCCGUUCGACGUGGUGGCGUGGCAUGGGAACUACUACCCCUACAAGUACGACCUCGGUCGCUUCAACACCAUCGGUAGCAUCUCAUUCGAUCACCCAGACCCAUCCAUCUUCACCGUGCUAUCCGCGCCAACCAACACACCUGGCACAGCAGUCGCCGACUUCGUAAUCUUCCCACCGCGCUGGCUCGUCGGCGAAGACACAUUCCGCCCACCGUGGUACCACCGCAACACCAUGAGCGAGUUCAUGGGCCUCAUCCAAGGCGGCUACGACGCCAAGCGCGGCGGCGCAGGGGGUUUUGUCCCCGGCGGCGCGAGUCUGCACAAUGUCAUGAGCGGUCACGGGCCUGACGCGGAGAGCUAUGAGGGUGCGCGGAACGCAGAGCUCAAGCCUGUCAAGGUCGGCGGAGGGAGCUGUGCGUUUAUGUUUGAGAGCUGCUUGAUGGUGGGUGUUACGCAGUGGGGACUCAGGACGUGUCAGAAGGUGCAGGAGGGAUAUAAUGAGGAGAGUUGGGGUGGUGUUAAGAACCAUUGGAAGAUGCCUGAGGGGGUACAGGUGAAGAAACAUACUCUGUAA
Messenger RNA from Fusarium sp. VM40, 1413 nucleotides. The record is from the annotation of a GenBank genome assembly. Lineage: Eukaryota; Fungi; Ascomycota; Sordariomycetes; Hypocreales; Nectriaceae.